Molecule: messenger RNA, 1148 nt
Organism: Alternaria rosae
Lineage: Eukaryota; Fungi; Ascomycota; Dothideomycetes; Pleosporales; Pleosporaceae
Exons: 4
Coding region: 1-846 (281 amino acids)
Source: RefSeq, a predicted model, not a curated record
AUGAAGCUUCUCGCUACCAUCACCUUCUUCGGCGCCUUGGCUGCAGCUGCGCCCAUUCUCGAAGACCGCGCUGCAACUACCACCGCGAAGACUUCCAGUGCUCUCAAGACCAGCAGCGCAGCAGCUGUCGUCAAGUCCAGUAGUGCGGUUGCAGUGGCCACUUCGAAGACAAGCAGUGCGGCUGCAGUAGUAACUUCGAAGGCUAGCAGCGCAGCGGUCGUAUCCAAGGCCAGCAGCUCCGCUAUUGUCUCGAAAGCCAGCAGUGCUGUCAUUUCAGUCAUCACCUCCAAGGCCAGCAGUGCAGCAUCCACCACCUCCACCAUUACUGCGGCGCCCACAACUGCUCCGUCUGCAGCUCCCACUGCUCUACCGUCCACCUUCUCUGCUCCUGUCCAGGGACAAGGCAAGCUCACCCUCGACAACCUCCCUGCUAUGCCCGCCGUGAUCGACAAUACCUUCUCCGGUGUUCUUGGUGCUGCCUAUGGCCUCAUGUCUGGUGCAUGCGACGCAUCAUACAGGUGCAACAUCACCGUAGCCGGUACGAUCAGCAAUCUCCUCGUCGACGGCAACAACUACGGCACCAACACCAGCGUGGUAGCCUGGUGCGAAGGUGGACGCUGCUAUGGUACCGCUAGUGCGCCCGUGACCGCGACGGCUCCUUUCGUCAUCACCUGCGAUCAGCUCAGCGGUACGCAAGUUUGCUCCGCAACAAUCUCGGGCGCCGCGAAUGCUAUCUUCCAGAAUGGACAGUCAGUUGAACUCUGGGGAUGGCUCACACCCGCCGGAUACUGCCAGAAUGGUGUGUGCACUGCAUCUAUCACAGCUGUUGGCGACCCAAUGUAUUGAGCGAGAUGACUGAGAUGAGCUUAUUGGCCGGUUCGAUGCAAUUAAGGAAGGUAAUGCCGAGGAGGACAAGAGAUUCUGUAUUGUGUCGAGUGUUUAUCUGUCAGGGUGUAUAGGCCUGCCUAAUCUCGUGCUUGCUUUGGGUUUUACUUUCAUAGCUGUUUCGAUAGGCUCAAAGCGACAUGAUUCUUCUUUCUCUUGCCUUUGACAGGGUUGAUAACUUCUGCCUAAGACAAAUGCCUCAUAUCACAGUACGGCGUGAGCGGAUCGUUGCCCAGAUUCCUUACUCCGCUUGACGCCAAAAU